Molecule: messenger RNA, 3149 nt
Organism: Morus notabilis
Lineage: Eukaryota; Viridiplantae; Streptophyta; Magnoliopsida; Rosales; Moraceae
Product: putative leucine-rich repeat receptor-like serine/threonine-protein kinase At2g24130
Exons: 2
Coding region: 89-3049 (986 amino acids)
Biological process (GO): protein phosphorylation
Molecular function (GO): protein binding; ATP binding; protein kinase activity
Source: RefSeq, a predicted model, not a curated record
UUGCUUCUUCUUACUUUGCUUUGAUCAUCAUCAUCAAUCUUCUUCCGAGUUUUUUUGGUGGAAGAAGAUUGGCAGCUAAUCAGUGGAAAUGAGUUUUAGUAGAAUUCCCAUGUUUAGUACCUUUUUGCCUUUCUUCCUUUGCCUAGCUCAUGUGGUUUCAAGCCAUGGUGGUGGAAUGAUCAUGAGAGACAGAGCAGCAUUGGUUUCAUUCAUGUCGGGGAUUGUUUCUGACCCUCAACAUGCUCUUGAGGUUUGGAAUUAUAAUUCUUUGGAUGUUCAUGUAUGCAAUUGGUCCGGAGUUCGAUGCAACGAGGAUAAAGACCAAGUUGUUGAGCUUGAUCUUAGUGGAAGGUCACUUAGGGGAACCAUUUCCCCUUCUCUUGGCAAUCUUUCUUCCUUGAACAUUCUUGACUUGUCAAGAAACUUCUUUGAAGGUCAAAUUCCUAAAGAGUUAGGAUUGCUUUCGGAGCUUGGACAGCUAAGCUUAUCAUCCAAUCUUCUUGAGGGGAACAUUCCUUUUGAGUUGGGAUUUCUGCAAAAGUUGGUCUAUCUUGAUUUGGGAACCAAUCAUCUCAAGGGUCGACUUCCUAUCUCGCUCUUCUGCAAUGAGUCUUCCAAUUCAUUGCAGUACAUAGACCUUUCCAACAAUUCUCUAAGCGGCGAAAUUCCUUUGAAGAAUGAAUGUGAGCUCAAAGAAUUGAGGUUUCUUCUACUUUGGUCCAACAAACUCAAGGGUCAGAUUCCUCCCGCUCUCGCGAACUCCUCAAAGCUCGAAUGGCUUGACUUGGAGUCGAACAUGCUUAAUGGGGAGUUGCCAUCGGAGAUUGUGCGCAAAAUGCCUCAGUUGCAGUUCCUCUACUUGUCAUACAAUGACUUUGUCAGCCAUGAUGGUAACACCAACUUAGAACGCUUUUUCACUUCUUUAGUUAAUUCAUCUAACUUUCAAGAACUCGAAUUGGCGGGAAACAAUCUUGGCGGGGUUAUACCAUCUAGCAUUGGUGAUCUUUCUAAAACCAAUCUUGUACAGAUUCAUUUAGAUGAGAAUCUUAUUUAUGGUUCAAUUCCACCUCAGAUUUCUAGACUUGUCAACCUCACCCUCUUGAACUUGUCUAGUAACCUUUUGAAUGGCACAAUCCCAUCAGAGUUAUGCAAGAUGGGAAAGCUAGAGAGAGUUUAUUUGUCAAAUAACUCACUUUCUGGGGAGAUCCCAUCAGCUUUUGGUGACACUCCUCAUCUGGGUCUUCUUGAUUUGUCUAGAAACAAGCUUUCUGGUUCAAUCCCAGAUAGUUUUUCCAAUCUUUCCCAAUUAAGAAGACUCCUUCUCUAUGAUAAUCAGCUUUCAGGAACCAUACCACCAAGCCUAGGAAAAUGCAUCAAUUUGGAGAUCCUAGACCUCUCCCAUAAUCAACUUUCCGGGGUCAUUCCUGGUGAAGUUGCAGGGCUGAGGAGCUUGAAGUUGUACCUAAAUUUGUCCAGUAACCACUUGUAUGGGCCUUUACCAAUUGAGCUGAGUAAAAUGGAUAUGGUGCUUGCCAUUGACCUAUCUUCCAACAAUGUCUCUGGCACCAUCCCACCACAACUCGGAAGUUGCAUUGCCCUCGAGUACCUUAACCUCUCCGGUAAUGUCUUGGAAGGCCCUCUUCCAUUUUCCGUAGGACAGUUGCCUUAUCUUCGACAAUUCGAUGUCUCUUCAAACCGCUUAACAGGCCCAAUACCGCAAUCUCUGCAGGCAUCUGCAACCCUUAAGCAACUCAACUUAUCCUUCAACAAGUUCUCCGGGAACGUGUCAAACAAGGGGUCCUUCUCUUCCCUAAGCAUGGACUCUUUCCAAGGAAAUGAAGGCCUUUGUGGCUCAAUAAAAGGCAUGCCAAGCUGCAAGGGGAAACACACUCAUCAUAUAUUCAUGCUAACAAUCCUCCUUCCAAUAUUUUCCAUCCUCAUUUUGUGCAUGUUUUGUUACUCCCUAGUAGUCAGGUCAAAAAACAGAAGUAAAUUGGCAAUCUUCAAGAUAGGGGAUUUGGAGGAAGCUGAAGGAGAUAGAAAGGAGCUUAAGUACCCAAGAAUCUCAUACCAGCAGCUUAUCGAUGCCACUGGCGGGUUCAGUCCCUCAAGCCUGAUUGGUUCAGGCAGAUUCGGGCAUGUCUACAAGGGUGUUCUUCAAGACAACACAAGAGUUGCUGUGAAGGUGUUGGAUUUGAAGGAAGCUGGAAUCGUUUCAGGAAGCUUUAGAAGAGAGUGUCAAAUCCUGAAGAGGACUAGACAUAGAAAUCUGAUAAGGAUCAUCACAAUCUGUAGCAGGCCAGAUUUCAAAGCUCUUGUUCUUCCAUUAAUGUCAAAUGGGAGCUUAGAGAGGCAUCUAUACCCCAGUCAUGGAUUGAGAAAUGGACUAAACUUGGUUCAGCUGGUGAGCAUCUGCAAUGAUGUGGCGGAAGCAGUGGCCUAUUUGCACCACCAUUCUCCGGUUAGAGUCGUGCACUGUGAUCUGAAACCGAGCAAUAUUCUGCUUGAUGAAGACAUGACAGCUUUGGUGACUGAUUUUGGAAUUGCAAGGCUAUUGAAUGGAAGGGAUGAGAGCAAUGCUGCAACUUAUGACUCGACAUCUUUCAGCUCAGCUGAUGGCUUGUUAUGGGGGUCUGUUGGAUACAUAGCUCCUGAGUACGGAAUGGGAAAACGCGCUUCAACUCAUGGGGAUGUCUACAGUUUCGGUGUUCUUCUGCUCGAAAUCGUGACCGGGAAGCGGCCCACAGAUGGCUUUCCUGUUGAAGGUUCAAGCCUGCAUGAAUGGGUGAAAACUCAGUACCCAAGUAGGCUUCAGCCUAUAGUUGAACAAGCAUUGGAGAAAUACACUCCAACUGCAAUGCCAAAGCAUUACAACAGGAUAUGGGCCAAUGCAAUAAUUGAGUUGAUUGAACUAGGACUUAUGUGCACACAGUACAAUCCUUCAACAAGGCCAAGUAUGCAAGAUGUUGCGCUCGAAAUGGGUCGGUUGAAGGAAUAUCUCUUCGAUCCUUCUGCAGUCUUGCUUGAAGAAGUUGAUCAAAAAUUUUAAGGGCAUUCCAUUUCCACUCCUAAAAUGGUGGUGGAAAGAGUUUUAUUGAUUUUUUUUUUUUCUUUUUUGUGGGUAAACCAGUUUUGGUAACUUAAUAACU